UUGGAAAGGGGAGAAAACCUGUUUGUGCAUAACAUGAAUGCCCAGUGCCUACAGAAGCCAGGAGAGGACAAUGGAUCCCCCGGAACUGGAGCUGUGCAUUGUUAUAAAAUUAUCCAAAGAAAAAGUCUCAAAAUUGUCUCUUCUGAGUCUCGUGUUAAGUAUUACUGCUGCUGUGGAGUGAUCCUGGUCCUCAUUGCAACUGUAGUUGCUCUUUCUGGUGCUUUGCCAGUGAGAACGACUGAACUGAUCUCAAGCAAAAAUAAUACCUAUUCUGCUUGCCCAAGCAACUGGACACUAUUUGAAACAAAAUGUUUUUAUUUUUCUGAAACCUCAAGUAACUGGACAUCCAGCCAGAACUUCUGCAUGGCACAAGGUGCCCAACUAGCUCGAUUUGACAACCUGGAGGAGUUGACUUUUCUGAAUAUAUCCAAGGAGCAUUACUGGAUCGGUCUGUACAGAGAGUCGACAAAGCACCCAUGGAGGUGGACAGAUAAUACCGAAUAUAACCACUUGUUUUCCAUCCGAGGAGAUGAAAAUUAUGGCUUCCUGAGUGACAAUGGAAUCAGCAGUAGCAGGGUCUACAUUAAAAGGAAGUGGAUUUGUAGCAAGUCCGUCGACACCUUACAGAGCCAUUAGACCUGUACCUGGGAAGAGAGCAUAUCACAGCACAUCCUGAGGAACACAGCAUGUUAUCUACUGUUGCAGCCUCAUUAUGAUCUACUAAAAUCAUCAUCACGAUCCAUGCAUAAUGCAUGUGGCAUCAAAGAUGACAACUCUCCUUGAGGAGAGUUGUGUGUGCUUGGGAGAUCUUUAAUUCUAAAUUAAAUAGGUAUUUGGCUGGCACUGAUAUCUUUUUUUUUUUUUUUUUUUUGGUUUUUUGGAUUUGGUUUUUUUCGAGACAGGGUUUCUCUGUAUAUCCCUGGCUGUCCUGAAACUCACUCUGUAGACCAGGCUAGCCUCGAACUCAGAAAUCCGCCUGCCUCUGCCUCCCAGAGUGCUGGGAUUACAGGCGUGCGCCACCACCGCC
Apodemus sylvaticus (European woodmouse) is the source of this 1027-nucleotide messenger RNA. Its product is annotated as C-type lectin domain family 2 member G-like. Lineage: Eukaryota; Metazoa; Chordata; Mammalia; Rodentia; Muridae. The transcript is spliced from 6 exons. The record is from RefSeq and is a predicted model, not a curated record. The annotation marks the transcript as partial. Gene Ontology annotation, cellular component: external side of plasma membrane.